AUGCAGCAAGCUUGCGGCACCGAAGGUGGCUUAUUGCGGCUGGCACAGCUUCUUCGUGGUAUGCCAGAGGGGUCUCGCAACUUGGCACUCCGCCGGAUACCCGAGGAUGUGCACGAGGAGCACUUUGAGGCCGAGUUCGGCGCGCAGUUCAAGGGUUCUUGCCCCGUUGAUGACACGGAGGAAUCAGAUGCAAACAUGGACCCCGAGGCCUACGUUGACGGCUUGCCUGAAGAAGCUGGACUCGAGGCUGAUAUCGGCGAGUUCAUCCAAGCUGAUGGCCUGCCAGAAUCUGUUCACUAUGGGGGCAAUGAAGAUGCUGAUAUCAAUCAUGUCAAGGAUGACAUGGCCGAGGUCGAUGCCACCAUGGAUCUGGGAGAGGAGCUUCCCGCUUAUGAGCCGGAGCCUUUCAAAGCUUUGCUGCAAGAAGAAAAAGAAGAAGAGGAAGCAGACGACGAAGCAUCAUGUGAGCAGCUGGAGGAACCUGAGCUUAAGAAGCGCCCAGCUGCAAAUUCAAAGGCAAAGGCUGCCGAUCGACAAGUGCAGAAAAAGCCGGCAGCACGAAGGCCUUAUCCCAAUGAGCUCUGUCCAGGCAGGCGUGGUCAGCCAUGUAUCUUCUCAACAUCUGCUGCCGGGAUUCCAGCCGGCAUCCAUCCAAAACGUGGGCAGAAACAUUGCAUGUUCUGCGACCCGGCAGAAUUGAGAAAGGCAAUGUCUUCGAAGCGGCCCAAGGUGCUUCCGACCUGGAAGACGCUUUCCGACGAAGCGAAAAAGUUGGCGCUGACUCGGAUGGCGCGCUGGGAGGGCGAAGAAAAGACUCAAGAAUUCAAAGUCAAAGCACAGAAGGUGCGCACAAUGUGUGCUCAGCAGGAUUGGAAGCAGCUGCUCGAAGCUCGGCAAAUGUUGCGAGCACCUUUGGAUGAAGAAGAGCUGAGCCAAUAUGAGAGAUCUGUGCAGCAGGAUCGCCAAAGGGCGAGGAGGAAGGUCCUAUGCCCAGAGCACAAAGGCAAACACAGCGCCCGCAAGCAGACCGAAAAGGAGCUAGCGGAGAUCCGCGCGCGGUGUGGCGAGAUUGCGGAUGUUGCGGAGAACGACUGCGGCCUGCCUGCCCCAGAGGACCCCACCGCUCGCAUGGUUGAGGCUUGGUGUAAACGAGGCUCUUGGGCCAUGUGCGAGACUUGCCACUCGCUGCAGCCGCAGAACCUUGAGCCCAUGGAUCUCAAGCGGGUGAAGAAAGCUACUAUCUCUUCCAAGCAGUGCACGGCGUGCAAGCACCAGGAGUACGUUCCAACUUUGGCGGAUGUCCCGGGGGCUCUGCGGAAUCUAGCGCCCGGGGUCCUGCAAGCUCUGCGGCCGCUGGAUAUCAACACAGGCCCGGCGGUUCGUGCAGACUAUGGCUAUCGAGUUCACAUGAGCAUGAUGACCUUUGCGUGGUCGCCCAGAAGCGUGGAGAGCAAGAUUAAAAAGCUCCAGAAAGCCGAUCGGCGUGUGGCUCGAGCGGCCCUGAAUCAUCUUCUGAGUUGCCAAGAUAGCGACUACGGCACCUUCUAUGACAAGCAUUUGGAGUUCCUGCAGAGGCACGGCAGAGAUGCUGACGAGAAGUUGCGGAAGAGGCCACUACGCUUCAUCGAGCAAGAAGGUCUGGAGUGCGCGCUGUGGCCCCGUCUCUACUGGCACCGCAACCUUUGUGAAACGGUGGCCCGGGCCUCGCAUGAGAGUCGACAGACUCGGAAGCGCAAGGCCAAGCGCCAGACUGUGGAUUCGAGCAGUCGUGAUGAGGAGGGAAGCUCGGAAUCCGCCGCCGCUCCAAACAGGCCCGGGGCAGAAAUCCAAGAGAGCAAGUUGGGCCGGAUCAAACGGGGCUUCCUUCGAAAAGUUCUUUCUCCUGUCAUCGGCUACGGCAUGGACUAUGACCUGCUGCACUUCGUCUACGAUUUGAGCAUGUGGACCACGGUGGGCACGAAGAAGAACAUUGCUCGGCAAACGGAUGUCCCGCUGCGAGUGGUGCUGAGCAGCUGCCCGUGGACUCCGCAAUAUUGGCGUAUCCGCCACUUAGCUGUGAUUGACAUGCAGCGCCAAUGUGGCAACGCUGCCUUGUUUCGCACCCGUGCACCCUACGAGAUGACCUUUCUGUACCACGAGUGGGUGAUGCACGAGCAAAGAACAGCGGGUCGUGCUCGAAUGCAUUUGGCUGGAGCAGAGACCCUGCAUCAAGCUCAUGUCUUGCUGGAAUUGGACAAAGGCUUCAUGUCAGGCGCCCGAGGAGAAAAAGGUCGAGCCGAUCGAGUGUGGCAGGAUCACCUGCUGGGCCCAAUGCCGCCGAAGAAUGUGCAGACGGUGUUGAGUCGCGUGACCCGGCUGGAGUUUCAAGAUGGGAAAAGAAAGAGCGCCACAAAGUCCUAUCAUGGCAGAGGAACCACCCACAGUCAUUCUCUGGACUUCCUUCAAAACAUCAAGGACAUUGGUUUGGAGAAGAAGCUGUCUGCGCACUUGCCAAACAAGAAGCGGCAUCCACUCUUGCAUGGUCUCGUCAUGGAUGGGCAAAGAGACCGCACCAGUUCCAAGCUGCCUGUCCGAUCGCGCUCAUCAAAGUGGGAUGACAAAACUGGGAAGGUGCUCCUGAAGCACACUGAAGAAGAUCAGGACUUGCACCUGCGGGCCUACUUUCCCACAACGAUGGAAGUCACCAAAUGCCAUGAAGACGUCCAGCAGCCGGAUGGCAAUGGAGCAGUGCUCCGCUACGUCGCCACCUACUCGCUCAAGUUCAGCGACUCCAUGGACAAGGAGUGGCUCAACGAGCAGGCUUCGGACUACAGUGUGGCCCGGCGGGUGCUCUUCAGUUAUCACCCCCUAGAGCCGGAGAUGUGGCUGACACUGGCACAAGAAAGGUUUCCACAGGUGGACUACCAGGGCACGCUUGUCAACCUUUUUGUGCCGCUGCCGGACGUCGAAGACGACAGCAAGCCCAAGCUCUUGCAGAACUACGAGGACGCGGUCUGGCGUCGGGACAACAUGCCUCUCAUUGAGUUCUUGCCGAAGAGCAACGAGUCCGGCGACAUCUUGCGGCACAUCAAAGAGAAGCAUUUCCAGCAUGCGGCCAAGAUGGUGGAGGAAGCCAUGCUUGAGGCGGAGGUGCCCCCAACAGAAGCUGCCAAGCAGAGUGUAGAACUCAUCCGCAGCUACAAGCGGCGCGCCAAAGCGGAAGCGAACUUCGGCACCUUGGCGGAAUUCGUGGAGGCCGAAUGGGAUGUCUGGCUCCCGGAGAUUGAAGAGUAUGCAAACGCUUACAAAUGCCAAGCCGAAAAGAUGAUUGCGGCCAGCAUGUACAGCAUGCUCAACGACCGCUACUACGGACAAUGGCUGGUGUUGAACAAACCCUUUGUUAGAUUGAGAGAUUUGAUGGACGAGUUCGGUGGUCAUGCCGACCGAGUGCCACCCCACUAUCGCUACUUUGCAAUGGCCUUGAAAGCGGAUCCCGGCUUUUGGAAGAACGACGAAAAGAUCCGAGAGCAGAUGGAGCUCGAGGCAUACAAUCGAGCCAUGGUGGACACCAUCUUGCGCAAGAUCAAAGCCCAGAGGUGCUUGGUUGGUCGAUACCUCAGUGGGGAGCUUGACCUGGCCGACGACAACGAUUCCGACGAUGACAGUGGCGGUGAGGAGGCCGGGGACGAGGAGAAGAAAUACCAGAAGCCCAAGACGGUGCUCACGGCCUCUCAGAGGAAGUUGCGCGAUUCCAUGAAGCCUUCCAUAGAACGUGCUCUACAAGCUGCACAAGCACAAGAUGACGAAGAACAGGAGAGGCUCAUGGCAGAAGCGCUGGAGUGCAACAAGAUGUUGUUUGCCAGCGGGGGCCCGGGGAGCGGCAAGACCUUCGUCUUGCACGAGCAGAUUCGGCGCUGGCAC
Messenger RNA from Durusdinium trenchii, 3900 nucleotides. Lineage: Eukaryota; Dinophyceae; Suessiales; Symbiodiniaceae. The record is from the annotation of a GenBank genome assembly.